GAGGAGAAGCUCGCCGCAGCCAAUCCAGGCGACGACACCGUCGGCAUCAUCAUCAGUCUCGUCGGCCGUACAGGUCGACGAGCCACGAGGAGAAUGGAACCCACAGUUCGUGCCAACCUCGGGCCAAAGGCCCACUAGACCCAGGAGCCAACCGCCGCCUGCUCGGUCACAAGCGGAUGACCCGUUGCAGAAAGCAGCUGAUAUGUUUCGGGCCUCUGCUCCAGCGGCAAGCAGUAGUCAGCCCCCUGCGCCCGCCAGCGCCUCGGUUGCCGAUUUUCAAAAGACCACACCACCCAAGAAUCCGGGCGCAAAGGGUCCUCCGAAGUUGGUGA
This is a messenger RNA of Symbiodinium necroappetens, 332 nucleotides long. Lineage: Eukaryota; Dinophyceae; Suessiales; Symbiodiniaceae. The record is from the annotation of a GenBank genome assembly.